GAGUGCACACACGCGUACAGUCAAAGCAGCAUCUGCAAAUCAGUUGAUAGAGGUCACAUCUCCCGAUAAUUUCUCAUCACGUCUCUAAUAGCAUCGACACGAUUGAUCAGUCAUUUCUCGGCUGCUGGCUAAAGAGCUCGAUUAAUUCGAAACACAUACUCGUCGAACAUGAUUCGUCCCUGUAACUACGGUGCGAUAAUAUACUCGAUCUGCUUCGUCCUCGUGAUAUCCUCGGCAGUGGAUCACAGUGGUGAGGCCGACGAUCUGAAGAAAGUCCUUUCCGAGUUGGAGAAGGUCUCGUCGCUCUUGCAAAGCGUCAACAGCAUCAACGACAGACUGAUUAACAACCUACGCGUCAACGCGACGCGUUACCUCAGGAGCAACAGCCCCGAAUUGCUGAGGAAGCGAGGCUACACCUGCACCAGUGGCAUCGGGUGGCACAAGCUCUACCUGGCCAACCUCACCUGGAACGAAGCGAGGAAAGCCUGUCGUCGGGACGACGCUCACCUCGCCGUCCUCAAUUCGCCGAACGAGGCUAAGGCACUGAGAAGCUCGCUGCUUGGAAAUUACCAGUUUAGUGCUUACAUCGGCAUCCAUAAUCAAUUUAAAGAAGAUGAAUGGGUGACUGUAUUUGGCGAUCCCCUCAGCGAAACUGGCUAUAAUCGAUGGAGCGUAGGACCGCCGAAAAUUUCCGAGGCAAACUGCGGGGUGUUGUUUGAGGAUGGUAAAUUGCUUGGGAUUCCUUGCCACGUUGAACGAUCCUACUUUUGCGAAAUUCCUGGAAUGCCGACGAGCUGCCUAGUCGAAUAAAUUGAACCGAUAUUUUAUAAGAGAGUGAGAGAGGGAGAGAGAGAGAGCUUUUGCGUAAUAUUCUUCCUGAAUUAUGCUCCCGUCACACUUCCCUUCCCUGAUACUGCUGAGAUUUUCUCUCCCUCGGUUCUCCCCCACGACAUCAUAGUGUUUAUUGGCGACGAUCAGCAUUCGAUAUUUCUCUUUGUGACCAACGGGUACAUAAGCGCGUAUGACUAAGGCUCGAUAUAAUGUAAACUUUGACCUUUUCGCUCGUUUAUAAAAAUACACCGAGUGAGUUGACAACGACUAGUUGCAAAGUGUCAUUCGCGACGACAACAUGUCACUACCUACGCGUUACUGCAUCGCUCUGUGCUUCGGGGCUCUGUUUUCGAUAGCCCUGGCAAUCGAGGUGGUCGACAACGUCGGCAUCACGACCGAGCGGCCGGUAUUCCUCUCGGAUUUCGAUAGAAUUAUAACCAGAAUGGAGUCGACGAACGGCAGAAUCGCCAAGGUUCUCAACGAAACCAGGCAGAACGACGUGAAAUCGCUUCACGAGCUUCUGAUCGGCAGGGGCUAUCAACACACGGCCGAAGUCGGAUAUCACAAGUUGUACAGCAAGCAAUUAUCUUGGUACGAUGCUUUGCAACGCUGUCGCAUGGAAGACGCUCAUCUCGCUAUUAUCGAUUCUUCCGCCGAAGCUGUGGUGAUAUCGAAGCUAGUCAAAGAGAAACUGCCAGCCGUAUCGGAUGAGAAAUCCGUCGCCUACGUCGGCUACCACGACUAUUGCGCAAACGGUUGGAUAGACGUAUUUUUCAAGCCUCUCGGCAAUGACAACGACUACGUUCACUGGAAACAAGGUGCUCCGCAGUCGACGGCUGGACCAAAGUGUGCUACGAUCGACGGCGACGAGUAUCUUCGCAGUUCCAGGUGCACCGCGGAACGAGCUUUUAUCUGCGAGACGAAACUGCCGAAUUUCUCCAAAGUGUACUAGCACAAGCUCUUAGACUCUGUAGAUAGUAAUGGAAUAAGCCAGUCGUCGCCGAAGUGACUAAUUUUUUAAUCAACGAUAACCUCCGACACUCGUGACCCGAGAUAACGCGCAUGUUCUGAUAUCACGAAAAAAACAAAGUAUCUAGAAUAAAACCGCUUAUCAGCAAUCUUCUCGCCAGUAAA
This is a messenger RNA of Nasonia vitripennis (jewel wasp), 1965 nucleotides long. RefSeq names its product hemolymph lipopolysaccharide-binding protein. The record is from RefSeq and is a predicted model, not a curated record. Bases 1130 to 1783 code for a protein of 217 amino acids. The transcript has 3 exons. NCBI's taxonomy places the organism in Eukaryota, Metazoa, Arthropoda, Insecta, Hymenoptera, Pteromalidae.